Thlaspi arvense is the source of this 1217-nucleotide messenger RNA. The record is from the annotation of a GenBank genome assembly. Lineage: Eukaryota; Viridiplantae; Streptophyta; Magnoliopsida; Brassicales; Brassicaceae.
UUGAGAGAGAAAACAGCUACGAGACAUAUAUAAACAAGCACACUCUACUCUAUUAAAAUGAAUUCUCCUCACGAAAAGGCGGUGCAAGCUAUCAUUUAUGGCCAUAGCUGUGCCAUGCGGUUGAAGGUGCAACUUGGCGAUCCAAUGGCUGAAAACGGAUCGGUUUCAAGUUAUGAUCUUGCUAAAUCGAUCGUUAACUGUUUUUCCAAUGCCAUCGCAAUCUUAUCCGAUAAACCAAACACUGAGGAUGAUCAAUUUUCUGAUUUAUCUUCAAGGGACUCGUCUCCUCCUCCUCCUCCUCCUCCUCCCCCUCCUCCUGCUUCCCAGAGAAGCCACUCCAAGAAAAGAAAGAUUAGUAGCACAAAUUCAAGUGAGAAAUGGAAGAACGAUUCACCGGAUCCGAUGUACCACGACGGGUUUCUUUGGAGGAAAUACGGCCAAAAGUCUAUAAAAAAAUCUGAUCACCAAAGGAGCUACUAUAGAUGUUCUUACAACAUAGAUCAUGCUUGCGGAGCAAGAAAGCAUGAACAGAAGAUCAAAGACAAUCCUCCGGUUUACCGAACCACUUAUUUCGGUCACCACACUUGCAAAGUCAAUCAAAAUCAAGAUGCUAUUUUCACUGCCGUUCGAGAUCCGGUCAAUGAUUUGGAAAGUGCCCGGAUGAUCCGAUUCGGAGAAGAUAUCGAUCAGGAGAAGGAAAGCCACUCAAGCGGUUUCUCCUUAUCGGUUAAGCAUGAAGAAGACAUCAUAAACAAAGAAACAGUUGAUCAGUGCCGUGAGAUAACCGGUGAUGAUCAAGAUUGUCAACAUGUGAUUGAAGAGAUUAAUCAAUCACCACCGUCAGGUUCUAGUUAUGCUCCUCCGUCGUCAUCUGGCAGUGAAAGUGACAUGUUUGAUUCAGAUCUGUUAGUGGAAAACUUAAAUUUGUGGGAUUUUUAUGAUCAGUUUGACUUUGGAUGGCGCUAGAAUUUCCAGCUACGAGUAUUAAAGAAGGUUUCCUUUUUACGAGAACUGAUAGUUGAGAGUUGCGAGUAUGUAUGUUACUGAAUACUGGUUGAGUAGUUUCUGUCGAGCACAAGUAGAAUAUAUGACGUGAGAUUUGUAACAAAUCAUUUGUUGUUGUUAAAGAAAAUGUAAUGUAUAUACGAAAAUAUUUGGCUAACGUUGGGUAUGAUUCGGCCAAAUUACUGCUGUCAAAUAGUUAUAACUGUCUUUUG